Molecule: messenger RNA, 1971 nt
Organism: Salvia miltiorrhiza (redroot sage)
Lineage: Eukaryota; Viridiplantae; Streptophyta; Magnoliopsida; Lamiales; Lamiaceae
Exons: 4
Coding region: 234-1826 (530 amino acids)
Biological process (GO): mRNA splicing, via spliceosome
Cellular component (GO): U2-type spliceosomal complex
Source: RefSeq, a predicted model, not a curated record
AUUUUAAGUUAUAUUUAUAUAUGCAUUUUCCAUUCCAAUAUCUUCCGAGAUGCUAUUUUCUCCUAAAAAAACAUUAUAUAAGUAAGACAUUCGAACCCGAGUAGGCUAAAGUUGAGUUGAAAUCAAAUUGGGUCCUCAGUUCUGUGCUCUCAAAAAAUUCUGUGCUAUCUAGCGAGGAAUUCAGCAAUCAGCCGCCGAUUUCAGGUUUAUAAUCGGCAUAACAUCGAAUAACGAUGGCGCUCAAGUUUCUGAACAAGAAAGGAUGGCAUACGGGCAGCCUCCGCAACAUCGAGAAUGUGUGGAAAGCCGAGCAAAAGCACGAAGCCGAGCAGAGAAAGCUCGAGGAACUCCGCAAGCAGAUCCACGAAGAGCGCGAGCGUGCCGAGUUCCGCCAGCUUCAGGAACAAGCUGGCCUUAUUUCGGGCCAGGAGCGUUUGGAAUUUCUAUACGAUUCUGGAUUAGCUGUGGGGAAGGGGUCUUCUGGAUUCAAGGCUCUUGAAUCAUUACCCAAGGCAGAACCGGGGGCCGCAGCAUCAUCUUCUACUUCUGCCAAGGAGCUGGAGCCACCCUCUCUGGGUGCUUUGUUUGAGGAUAAACCACAGUCAGCCAAUGAUGCGUGGAGGAAGCUUACUUUCGAUCCCCUGCUUUCUAUCCGUCGGAGUGAACAGGAAUCUCUUGCGCGCAUCAAGAAGAACCCUAUCCAGAUGGACAUGAUCCGCAAAUCAGUAGAAGCAAAGAAGAACAAAGACAAGGAUGAGAAGAAACACAGGAAAAAGCAUCACAAAAGGAAGUCCAAACACAAGAUGGAUUUGUCAUCCGAAAAUGACUCUGAGGAUGCCUCUUUGACAGUGGAAAAACACAGAGAGAGUCAUUACAAGAGCUCCAGAUCUGAAAAGCAUUCGAGUAAGAAAACUCAUACUUCUGAUGAUGAAUUGAGUGAAGGAGAUCGAAGAAGAAAGAAAUAUUAUGAUGAGUACAAAGAUCGGAGACCAAGUGACUCUGAGGAUGCCUCUUUGACAGUGGAAAAAGAAAGAGAGAGUCGCCACAGGGGAUCCAGGUCUGAAAAGCAUUCGAGUAAGAGAACCCAUACUUCUGAUGAUGGAUCAAGGGAAGGAGAUAGUAGAAGAAAGAAAUAUCAUGAUGAGUACGAAGAUCGGAGGCCAAGUGGCAGUCCUAAUCGCAAAAUUGAUGCCUCUUCGACAGUGGAAAGACACAGAGAGAGUCUCCACAAGGGCUCCAGAUCUGAAAAGCAUUUGAGUAAGAAAACACAUACUUCUGAUGAUGAAUUGAGUGAGGGAGAUAGUAGAAGAAAGAAACGUCAUGAGGAGUACAACAAUCAGAGGCCAAGUGGCAGUCCUAAUCGCAAAAACGACAGAGUUGAUGACGAAUAUAGAAGUAAGAAGAGAUAUUAUGAAUCCAAUAAGAAGGAAUGUUCUUCAGAACGGCUGCUUGAACCUCGUCAUGAGAAGAGAAGUUAUUCAAGCAACUCUGUUAAGCCCCCAAGGCAUGAGUCGAACAACAGGCACCGAAAUGCUACUAAACUAUCUGAAGAAGAGAGAGCUGCUAAGCUUAAGGAGAUGGAAAUGGAUGCUCAACGGCAUGAGGAACAAAGAUGGAAACGUCUAAAGACAGCAGCAGAUGCUGAAGCACAGGAAGCUAUUCUUGAUCGUGCAUCUUCUGGUAGAAACUUCCUGGAUGCUACUCAGAAAAGCGUUUAUGGAGCUGAGAAGGGAGGAAGCUCAACCAUUGAGGAGAGUGUGCGCCGCCGUACACAUUAUUCACAGCGGCAAUCCGACAGUGAGAGCAAUGCUUUCCGGAGGGCAUAAUUUGCCGACACAAAUCCAGAUUUUUUCUGGUAAAAUUUGUAACCAUAGAUACAGAAUUUAUUGUACCUGGUUGUUUGUAGUUCAGUGUGGUGUUCGCUUAAAUGUUUUCAGUUGAAUUGGAUUUAUUUGAUCUCAAGACAUUAAA